Astyanax mexicanus (Mexican tetra) is the source of this 2039-nucleotide messenger RNA. Its product is annotated as gastrula zinc finger protein XlCGF49.1. Bases 286 to 816 code for a protein of 176 amino acids. NCBI's taxonomy places the organism in Eukaryota, Metazoa, Chordata, Actinopteri, Characiformes, Acestrorhamphidae. Gene Ontology annotation, biological process: regulation of transcription by RNA polymerase II. Gene Ontology annotation, molecular function: RNA polymerase II cis-regulatory region sequence-specific DNA binding; DNA-binding transcription activator activity, RNA polymerase II-specific. Gene Ontology annotation, cellular component: nucleus. The transcript has 3 exons. The record is from RefSeq and is a predicted model, not a curated record.
CUGGAAUGCUGGGAAUCCCGGGAAUAAAAGAAUCGGAGAGUCGACUCCCAGCCCGACUCUGAGCUAACAGCAGCAGGGUUAGCAUAGCUGGAGUAAAACUCGGUAAAAACAAAGAACUGCAGCUGAGAGAAGUUGGUGAACUCAGUUAGCCUGCGCUAGUAGCUGCAGUUUAUCAGGAGAGCAGUCUGGAGAGAAAUAGUAUAUGUGCUGCUUAUUAUCAUAAGAAACUCAUCAGCUCUCCUUCAAUCUGUUCUGAUUUUCAGUGAGGGUGAUUGUAUUGUAAACAUGGGUAAAUCAGGAGUUUUCUGCUGCUCUGAUUGCGGGAAGAGCUUCACCCGACAGUGUCACCUCGACAGACACCGGCGGAUUCACACCGGAGAGAAGCCGUUCGACUGCUCGUACUGUGGGAUGAGUUUUACUGAAAACGGCGCAUUAAAAACCCACCAGCGUGUUCACACCGGCGAGAAACCGUUUCACUGCUCCGACUGCGGCAAGAGCUUCAGUCAGGUCAAUAACCUGUACCGACACCAGCGCGUUCACACUGACGAGAAACCGUUUCACUGCUCCGACUGCGGCAAGAGCUUCAACCAGCUCAACCACCUCCAGAGACACCAGCUCAUCCACACAGGCCGGAAACCGUAUUACUGCUCCGAGUGCGGGAGUAUUUUUACUUUACUGACUCAUCUGAAAAGACACCAGCUCAUUCACACCGGAGAGAAACCGUUUCACUGCUCCGAAUGCCCGAAGACCUUCAGACACAGAACUAGUCUACAAGCACACCGAGAAAAACACACUGCGGGGAAACUCUAUCACUGAAAACACACCUAUACGGUCCUUUAAGGAAAUUUCAAAUUCAGUAAAUACUAGUGCAUCAAAAAAAAAAUGAAUAUCAUUGAAAAAUUACUUUAUUUCAGUAAAUCAGUCAAUUCAAAAUUCAUGUGAAACCCAUAUCAUAUAUUAUAUAGAUAUAUUAAACGCACAAAGUGAUCUAUUUUAAGCAUUUAUUUCUCUUAUUGUUUAUUGUUGAUUAUGAAGCUUACAGCCAAUUAAAACCCAAAAAUCAGUGUCUCAAAUCAGAAAUUAGAAUAUUAUAUAAUAAGACUAUUUGGUACUUUUGGUUCUCAGUGUGGGCAAAGUGACAAGUCCUGCUGGAAAAUGAAAUCCACAACUCCAUAGAAUUUUUUUCAGCAGAGGGAAGCAUGAAGUGCUGUAACUGCACUGACUUUAGACUUGAUAAUAAAACACACCUCAAUUACAAACAUCAAUUACAACUUUUAUGGAGAUGCAGAUUUCAUUUUCCAGCAGGAAAGUAACUUUGCCAAAAAAAUUUGCCAAAAGUAACAAUUGGUCUUAUAUAUAAUAUUCCAGUUUUCUAAAAUACUGAUUUUUGGGUUUUCAUUGACCGUGAGCCACAAGAAAUAAAAGCUUAAAAUAGAUCACUCUGUGUUUAAUACAUUUAUAUAACUGAAUUCCGAGAAAUCUACGUCUGAAACUCUUGGAGAAAGCCAGUGAAGAUGGUGUCAGGAAACACUUCCUCAGUUUGAGAGGAAGAAACUCUGAGAGGAAACAGGAGAAGGGGAAACAUCCUGUGUGGAGUAGAAACCAACAUGAGCAGACUAACCCAGAGAAAUAUUUUUUUAAGAGAUUGAAUAAAAGAACCACAGUUUAGGGAAACUUGGCAAAAAUCAGUUUUAUAACUUGAUAAAACUGAAAAUAAGCCUUUAAAGGAAAAGUUUCUAAAGGAAAGUAAAUCUAGUGGAUGAUCACUGGUUAAGUGUUGGGUUCCUUUAUUGGAAGAUUCCAAGUUUGGUUAAUGGCCACUGUGUAUUAGUGUUCUACUCUGAGCGUGAUGAGCUUUAAUACUUUUUAUUUUUUAUAUAGAAAUAUUUUUGUGUAUAUUUAGGACUCGGGACCUGUGGUCAUAUACCAUAGCAUAGACUUCUACUAAUUUACCAGUGACUGCCUAUAAACUUUUUUUUAUAUAUAAUUAUUAUUUGUAUGAUUUCUUACUUCAUCAUGAAUAAACCAAAUGUUGGAAA